This is a messenger RNA of Aspergillus mulundensis, 759 nucleotides long. RefSeq names its product Hydroxyacyl dehydrogenase. Lineage: Eukaryota; Fungi; Ascomycota; Eurotiomycetes; Eurotiales; Aspergillaceae. Bases 1 to 759 code for a protein of 252 amino acids. The record is from RefSeq and is a predicted model, not a curated record. The transcript has 4 exons. Gene Ontology annotation, molecular function: oxidoreductase activity, acting on the CH-OH group of donors, NAD or NADP as acceptor.
AUGUCGACCAUCCUUAUUACUGGCAGCUCGCGAGGCCUCGGCCUUGAGUUGGUGAGGCAGUUCUCCGCUCAAGCUGGUAAGCAGGGAGGCUUGGUUAUUGCUACCGCUCGAAGUUGCUCGCCGGCGUUGAAGGAAGCAGUCUCGCGGUCGAAUGGAUUGGUGGUCUUUGUCGCCCUUGACUUGGCCGAUGAGAAGAGUGUUACCAACUCCGCUUACGAGGUACGGGGGUUUUUGCAGGGUCGGAGCCUGGAUAUCCUCAUCAACUGCGCGGGCGUUUAUAGCGUGACAUCUGGAAAGACUGCUGAAAUGCCCGAUCUUGACUACCAAUUAUCAGUCAAUGUAGUUGGUGCACAUAACGUCCUUCGCCAGUACAUACCUUUGAUGCAAAACAGCGACGUGAAGAAGGUUAUCAAUAUCUCAAGCGGCUACGGGUCCCUAGCUCUGGCCCAGAGCUAUGUAUACGCUCCAUGCCCAGCCUACAAAAUCAGCAAGGCCGCAUUGAAUGCACUCACCGUUCAAUAUGCGCUGUCAUAUAAGGACGAGGGCUUCACUAUGGUUGCCGUAAAUCCGGGGUGGUUGCAGAGUGAUAUGGGCGGGGAGAAUGCCGAUCUGACCGUAGCCCAGGGUGCGGAGGCCGUUAUGGAUGUUGUGAUGAGCCUCAAGUCCGAGGAUAAUGGAUGUUUCAAGAGCAUUCGCGUGCCUGGAUGGGAUGGUUCUAAUGGGAGGGCCGUUUAUGAUGGGAAGGAUUUGUUGUGGUGA